This is a messenger RNA of Polistes dominula (European paper wasp), 2124 nucleotides long. RefSeq lists its product as uncharacterized. The record is from RefSeq and is a predicted model, not a curated record. NCBI's taxonomy places the organism in Eukaryota, Metazoa, Arthropoda, Insecta, Hymenoptera, Vespidae.
AGAAAUCGAGAAAAAAAGAUCGACGAAAGUUUUAAUAAUAUUUGUCAGAAAUAUAAUUUAAGAAAUAAAUCAUCGUAUAAAUCCAAAUACGAUAGCACAGUUUCUUUUAAUAACAGUUUGGAAGAAUUUGACUAUAGUAGUUUUAACGAGCUUGAAUUAAAUGCACCUUCGAUUGAAAAUUUCGAUGAUAUUUUUGUUCAUUAUGAUCAAAUGAUUGAAUAUAUUUAUAAGGGCGAAAAGAAAUUAGAAAAAAUGUUGGAAGAAUUUCAAUUGAAAUUGUCUGAUAAUAUUGAAGUCACAUCUUGUGACAUAGUAGCACUCAAAAGUGACGACUGUAAAUUAAUGAAAUCAAAUCCUUCCAAAUUUCUAUAUAAACAUAAAAAAGAUGAAGAAUCAACGUUAUCUUUAUCGGACGAUACGAUGAUAGUUCUACCCAAAAGAGAUAAAUUACAAAUAAAUUCGUGUAUUGCAAACGAUCAUUCGUCUCUGACGAAUCAAUUUCGUAAUUUGAAAAAACGAGAUACUUCAAUAGUUUUUACAUAUCCAUUAGAACAAAAACAAAAUGAUCUAUUGAUUAAUACAAUUUUGACUCUGAACAAAUCUAAUUUAUCAUCCGUCGAUUUGAACGUAGAAAAUAGUUCCGACGAGAGAAAAGCAUUAGAAAUAUUUUCUAAUAACGACAAAGUUAUCGCUUGCGUUCCUCUUACGACGAAUUAUUCGUCCAAUCAUUCUAAUGAUCCGGAAGAUUUGAGAAAGGACGAUGAACCUAAUCGAACAUUAUUCAAUAACGACGAAAUAAUUCUUUCUAGAAUUUCGAAAUUCUUAUUGGAACGUCAAGAUCAAUUUGUUGAUCAUUUAUCUUCAGAGAGGAAGAUUAAUUUCGACAGUUCAAUGGUGCAAGAUUUAAUGAAACAUUUACAAAUGAUUUCCAAUAAAUACAAUCAAGAUAUUCCAACUAUUUUACAAACAUUUAUUACCGAUCUCACGAACCAACGAGAACCUGAUUUAUUUUUGAACUUUUUAUCGAUACAAAAACACGAUUAUGAAAACGAACAAAUAUCUUCAUCUAAAACAGUCGUGCGAAAUAACGAAUGUAAAAUACAGAUAGAUGAUAUCUCUAAUACAAAUUGUUUCGAUAAUACAGAAUACAUUCCGAUACAACAUCAAGAUAAAUCCAUUGAAAUUCAUCCGUUAAAUUCUAUUAUAAUCGAAGAUACCAAAUGUUUAAUCAAUGAAAUAAAUCAAAAAGAAGUUCAAGUAGUAGAAAAAAGUACUCAAUACGAUAUUUCACUCGAACAAAAUACUCUUGAAUGUGAGAAUCAAAUUAUUGAAGAUAUUCGCACAAAUAAAGAAAAUAAAGAACAAUUAUCGGAAAAGAAAACUGAAAUAGAAGAAUAUUCUUUAACACAGAAUGAAGAAAAUUAUUCAAAUAGUACGAAAAUAGAUUCGAUUGCAAAUGAUGAUACCUACAAGAGAGAUGUGAGUUCUGAAAUAAAUACAGUGACUCCUGAUUUGCAUUUACCUGAAAAAAUAAAUAAUAAGUUAUCGGACGGUGAAGAUAGCAGUAACACGUCCAACGCAAAUACUGAAAAUAUACCUGAUACUAAUUUUGCUACGACUUCGUCAGAAACAUCUCACUCGGAAGGAGAAUUGUAUUUGCCGAGUUCGUGCUCGUAUUCUCUCGGAGAAAUUAGAGUUACGAAAAAUUCAGCAUCUGUAUGCAAUCGUGCACUUGUUAGUAAUAGUACAUUAACUUGCGUAUACGAUACCACAAGUUUAUUACAUUACAGUUCGGGUGAAGUAAUACAAUAUACGGACAGCACCGAUACUCUCUAAAAUACAAAUACAAAUUGAUGGCGAUGAUCAAUUUUUGUAUAUUUUAUUCAUAAAAAAUAUAUGUACAUACAUGUAAAUAAACGAUUCUUAAAGGAUAAAUUAUUAUCAUGAUAAUAUAGCAAAUGUUAUCAGAGAUAUUUGAAGAUUAUUAUCACCUUGUAGAGACGUCCACCUGAUUAUAAGUAAAAAAGGAACAUACGAAUGACCGUGUCAAUUUCUAAACUAUUUUAAAUAACAAUUUUUAAAUUGAAAAGUAAAAAGAGAAUUUUAUAAACGAUAUAUAUAUAU